CAAAGACCAGACUCAGAGAGACUCAAGCUGGAACAGCCCAGCUGAACUUCACAUCAUUUCAGCAAAAAAGAAGUAUCUCCAAGAAGACCGGAGUUUUCUGUCUGCCCACCAAUAUUGUCUUGGAUAUUCCCAAUAACUCAAUCUGGAAAAGUCGCAGCAACAGGAAGAACUGGUGACAAUAGCUGGAAACGAUCAGAUCUGCCGCCUGCCCCAAAAUAUUCUGGAAUCCAGACGGCCUCUCCAGGAUUCAUCUUACUGUUCAAGGUCCAUCAUGCCUCCUUGAAGACCCUGAUUCUGCUUUAACAUCCAACGUGAUAGCCUGGAUUCGGCAGUGCCGCUGCAGGUUUGUGCUGUUGCCUCCUAGCUUAGAAUGGUGCCCGUCGAGAAGAAGGUUGGUGGCAGUGCCAUCGUUCUCUGCAGCUAUCCUGACUAUACAACUUGCCCUGCCUGAGCAAGACUUGGGAGCCCGUGAACCUUGCACAGGCACUCAGGGUAUGGCCUGGUCUGGGGAUGAAUGGGAUGGAGUCACAGCAAAAUGGAUCUAGCAAUCAGAGUGAGCAGGGACCCACCAUCUUUCCAUACUCGCCUCUGGCCACAACUCUCAUCCUUGUGGCAGGACUGACUGUGGCUCUUGUGACAUUCACAGGGAAUGUGCUGGUUGUAUUAGCUGUGUACACUAGCCGUGCCCUUCGGGCCCCACAGAAUCUCUUCCUGGUGUCUAUGGCUACAGCCGAUAUCCUUGUAGCCACCCUCAUUAUCCCAUUUUCCUUGGCCAAUGAGAUCAUGGGCUACUGGUGCUUUGGGGGUCUUUGGUGCAGUUUCUACUUGUCGCUGGAUGUCCUGUUCUGUACCUCCUCCAUCAUGCAUCUGUGUGCCAUCAGCUUAGAUCGCUACUGGGCAGUCACCCGAGCUGCCCGAUAUAAUCUGAAAAGGAGCCCCCAGAGGGUCAAAGGUAUGAUUGGGGUUGUCUGGGCCAUUGCCGCUGUUGUAUCUCUGCCACCACUGUUUAAAUCUAGACAGCAGGACCAGGUCUGCCUCCUGCAUGAUGACACCUGGUAUGUUCUGGCCUCUUGCACUGCCUCCUUCUAUGCCCCUUGCCUCAUCAUGGUUGCAGUCUAUUGCCGGAUUUAUCAUGUGGCCAAACACAGGAACUCCAUGGUCACUGCAGCACGGCGGGUGUCCUAUCCCAACCUCAUCCCUGUGGCUAAGUACAAUACCUGCAGAGGGAGCACCCAGCCUCCUGGGGAAACACAGAAGAUGGGAAUGGAGUCCGGCCAGCUUCCUUGUCCCCAGCCUAGCUUGCCCCGGCUCUCUCGGCAAUGGAGAGUAGAUGAUGGUGGCAACAGCAGUGCUCGGCCACCAAGGACUCCAAGGCUUUCUUGGUCACUUCCCUCCAGUCUCCAUCAGCGCAGAAGCAGGGACAUGUCUCUCUCCACCAAUCGGCUGAUGCAGGCCCGGGAGCGCAGAUUCACCUUUGUCCUUUCUUUUAUCAUUGGAGCUUUUGUCCUCUGUUGGUUCCCAUUCUUCUUUACUUACAGCCUGGAAUCUGUGCUUGGAGAAGGCUGCUGCAUCUCUGAGCCUCUCUUCAAAUUCUUCUUCUGGAUUGGGUACUGCAACAGCAGCUUCAACCCCAUCAUCUACACGGUCUUUAACCGGGACUUUCGCAGAGCUUUCCAGCAACUCCUGUCUCCUGCCUACUCAUUCGUGUGCCGAAAAUGAGGACUCUGCUAGAGGGUUGUUGGAACCUGAGAGAGGCAUGACGGACAGGGGGCUGGCUACAGAACAUCCCCCUGGGGUCACAGAGAAGGUAACCAGUGGAAGUUGGGGAGCUGAAUAUUUCUGCAGCUGCAUUUUAAUGAAGACUUCCCCACCCCAGACAUGCAUGUAGCUUGAAGGGCAGAAGUGCCACAAGAAGCAAGAUUUCUGUGACUUGUUGGCAGGUAGUUGGUUGCCAAGAGUCACUCUCACACUCCUGCCUGUUUCUCUAGCUUGUGGUUGCCUGAUCUGUUGUUUAGCAAGCUAAUUAACUGAGGUAGUGGGAGCAGAGGGUGGCUGAGGUAAAAUUAUUGAUGUACUGUAAGGACUACUACAGCAGCUUUGACUCCCCAUGCAGACUUGCUCCAAAUUUUGACCAUUGCUGUAAUAAACCUGCAAGUUUAUGUUCUUGGUUUUACUAUCCCUAAUCCUUGGUUUAGGGGUAGAAGUUAUAUUGAAUCACCUCAGCAGUUGGGCUCCAUCCUUAAUCCUAAAAGGAAAGGUCUGCUCCAAAACCAGUUCUAAGUCAGAGAAGCUCUGGAAGGAAUGUUCAUUUAUCCCAGAUGCUCUGUGGGAAGGGGAAACAGAAACAGAUUCUAUUAAUGGGGAUUUAGCGGGCUGACUAUUUUGGUACUGGAACUAAAAAUGUACAGCUGAGUGUUUCUGUCUCAUGUAUAUUGUCCCUUGUCAAAACAAGGGUGGUGGCAUUUGGAGGAAUUGGGGCCCUAUUCAAGACAUAAAAAGAUCCAUCUAGUGGUCUGGUACUCCAUCAGAAAUACUAGGGGUCUUGAAGGAAAAACCUGCAAACAGAAUGUGAUAUACGGUAGUCACAAUGAUAAUCUCAUUGGAUAAUUGUAGCAAGAAGCAUUCUUCCUCUGAACAUUAUUUCCUUGUUACUUUGGGUCUGAGCAGCUUGAGGUUUGACUGAUAUCCUCCACAGAAAGAACGAACAGGGGAGGAGCAAAAUCACGGACGUCCUAAGAUCACUUUUCCCAAUCCCCAGAGCCUUCUCUACCACAGUUCUCAUAUACUCAAGCAUUGGUCUCUCUGAUUUUGAGAGUUGAUGGGGUAUCAAGAUGAGAAGAACUUUCCCAAGGACAGUAAGGAACCGACUUAUCCUAGGGAGGCCCUGGGAUUGCAGAAAGAUGGAUGGACCAAGAAGGAGAGGGAGAAUAUUUCCUGCAGAAUCAGUGGAUGACGGUGCAUUACUUUGGUGGUGUGAAGCUGCCGGUUUCAGUGUCCUUUGCCUAGCCUGCCUGCUAGUUCAGGCGAAGCAGAACUAAACAAGGGACAUAACUGCAAAGCUUAUUCAACCAUCUGGUUUGAGGAAACAUUACCCUUAUCCUGCUUCUGGGCAGAUGCCAGGCAUGGGUUUUGGCAAAGAGGCUCCUGUCAAUCAUAGUAAAGGUGUCUUCCAUAUUGCC
This is a messenger RNA of Protobothrops mucrosquamatus (brown spotted pit viper), 3179 nucleotides long. RefSeq names its product alpha-2C adrenergic receptor-like. The record is from RefSeq and is a predicted model, not a curated record. Gene Ontology annotation, molecular function: adrenergic receptor activity. Gene Ontology annotation, biological process: adenylate cyclase-activating adrenergic receptor signaling pathway. The transcript has a single exon. Gene Ontology annotation, cellular component: membrane. Bases 511 to 1719 code for a protein of 402 amino acids. Lineage: Eukaryota; Metazoa; Chordata; Lepidosauria; Squamata; Viperidae.